GACUGUUAUCCUUGAGGUUUCACACGGCUAGUGAGUGAAACUGUACUUCAUAGUUCAUCGUCGACGAAUUGCAAGGAUCAUCGUUCUUCGUCUAUCAUGGAUGAUGAGCAGGAAACGUACAAGCUGUGGAGGAUCAGGAAAACUGUAAUGCAGCUUUGCCACGACAGGGGCUACCUCGUGACUCAGGAUGAGUUGGACCAGACUCUUGAUCAGUUUAAAGAGCAGUUCGGGAACAAGCCGAGCGAAAAGAGGCCCGCGAGGAGCGAUUUGAUCGUCCUGGUCGCUCACAACGACGAUCCGACGGACCAGAUGUUCGUAUUUUUCCCGGACGAACCGAAAAUCGGGAUCAAAACAAUAAAGACGUACUGUCAGCGGAUGCAGGAGGAGAACAUCCAUCGGGCCAUCAUCGUCGUUCAGCAGGGGAUGACGCCUUCUGCUAAGCAAUCACUCGUCGACAUGGCGCCGAAAUACAUCUUGGAGCAGUUCCUCGAGUCAGAGCUUCUCAUCAACAUCACCGAGCACGAGCUGGUUCCGGAGCAUGUUGUCCUCACCCCAGAAGAAAAACAGGAACUCCUCCAGAGGUACACUCUCAAGGAAAACCAGCUCAUGAGGAUUCAAGCGGGAGAUCCUGUCGCGAGGUAUUUCGGCCUCAAGAGAGGCCAAGCGGUGAAAAUAAUCAGGUCUUCUGAAACUGCGGGACGUUACAUUUCCUAUCGGCUCGUCUGCUAAAGUAUCAAAAAAUUCUUUUUCUAUGUGUAUAUUGACUAUAUUCUCCCUUUGAUGUGCAUUGUCAUUUUCUUUUAUUUCUUUAAUAACAAAUUAUUUUUAAUAGCA
Cimex lectularius (bed bug) is the source of this 834-nucleotide messenger RNA. RefSeq names its product DNA-directed RNA polymerases I, II, and III subunit RPABC1 (gene Rpb5). NCBI's taxonomy places the organism in Eukaryota, Metazoa, Arthropoda, Insecta, Hemiptera, Cimicidae. Gene Ontology annotation, cellular component: RNA polymerase I complex; RNA polymerase III complex; RNA polymerase II, core complex. Bases 97 to 729 code for a protein of 210 amino acids. Gene Ontology annotation, biological process: DNA-templated transcription. Gene Ontology annotation, molecular function: DNA-directed RNA polymerase activity; DNA binding. The record is from RefSeq and is a predicted model, not a curated record. The transcript has a single exon.